AAUUAAGAUUCAUCUUAUAGCAAUUUUAUUUUCUUUAAAAAAGAAUUAAACAUCUAUUAUAAAUGUGUAAAUCUUUAUUAUGAUUCAUCUUAAAAUUUAUACUGUUUUAAAUCCCAAAACCGACCUUGAAUAUAUCACAAGAGUUUCUUAAUUUUUUGUUAUCAAAAUGUUAAUUGAGUCUCUGUUCAAGGGCCUCUCUAAGUAGUUAAGAAUAAUAAUGACAUCUUUGAUCUAUGGAUACUUUUGAAAUGUGAGUAUUUUACUCAUCGUCAUACCAAUAUAAUAAAUUAACAAUAACUAAAUGGUCACAACUUGAAAUAUAUACAAUAUAUAACAAGUUAUCGGAUUAUGACAAGUUUACUGUUCACAUUUUCAAAAAACAAUUUGGUAAAACAAGAUCAAUAUUCCUCGUAUAUGCGACACAUUUACAUGUAUUUUAAUAUAUAACCCUUUUUGAGUUUGAGACAUUCAUUUUCUCCACUAACAAACUUUUCUCUCGGCUUAAACAAUGCCACGGCUAAGCAACGCCGCCGUGAUAACAACAAACGCAAUCCUCGCGUUGAUCGGCCUGGCCACCUUAUGUUUCUCUAUCUACCUCUUUGUGAAAGGCCCAACGGAAUGUCAACAGUUCAUCCAAAACCCUCUCAUCGUGACAGCAACUCUCCUCUUCUUCAUAUCUUCCUUAGGCCUCAUCGCGGCUCUCUACGACAACUACAUCAUCAUUACUCUCUACCUAUUCUUCCUCUUCCUCUCCCUUCUCCUCAUCUUGGGCUUCUCCAUCUUCAUCUUUCUUGUAACUAAUGCCUCAGCGGGAAAAGCGUUUUCGGACAAGGGUAUAGGAAAGGCUAAGACCGGUGAUCUUCAAAACUGGAUAGGGAAUCAUUUUCUUCAAGGUAAGAACUGGGAAGGGAUUAAAAGAUGCAUGGCUGAUUCUACCAUUUGUAGGUUUGGUCCACGUGACGUCCACUUUGACGCCAAACAUCUCUCACACGUAAAGUUCGGAUGUUGUCGACCACCAGUAGAAUGUGGGUUCGAGCCAAAGAAUGUUACGUUUUGGACAGUUCCAGCGACAUCAAGCGCAGAGAUCACUGGGGACUGCAAGACGUGGAGUAACACACAGAGCCAGCUGUGUUAUGCUUGCGAGACAUGCAAGGUUGGAGUUUACAAAGGGGUAAGGAGAAGAUGGAGGAUUCUUCUCGUCUUCAAUCUUCUUCUUAUCCUUCUCGUGGUUCUUCUUUACUCAUGUGGCUGCUGUGUGAGGAAAAACAAUCGUGUCCCGUGGAAGCGUCGGUUCCUCUAAAUACCUAUCCUUCAUUUUGUUUCUUUUUUUCUUCUCAAAAUUAUAUCAAUUAAUCCUUCAUUUUUUUUCUUGAUGUUUGAUACUUCUUGAACAUGUAUACUGGUUUGGUUGUAUUAACGUGUGAAUGCAUUGAUGGAGACAACUAUGAGAACAUCCUAUCUCAAACC
Messenger RNA from Eruca vesicaria subsp. sativa (arugula), 1467 nucleotides. The record is from the annotation of a GenBank genome assembly. NCBI's taxonomy places the organism in Eukaryota, Viridiplantae, Streptophyta, Magnoliopsida, Brassicales, Brassicaceae.